AUGAAAUCAAGAGUAUUUAUAGGUGUAGUUGUUCUGUUGUUACAACUGAUAGAUUCAAUAAAUGGUCAAGAAUUCAAUCAAUCGAAUAUCUAUACAUUGCCUUCGUCGGCAGAGUUGAAACGAUUGCUCAGAGAAGAUGUAAAGCGAAUGUUCUAUCAUGGUUACGAUAGUUAUAUGAAAUACAGUUUUCCAAUGGAUGAAUUGAAACCACUUUCAUGUAAAGGUUCCGAUACAUUUGGAAAAUAUGCUUUAACAUAUAUAGAUAGUUUAGAUGCGUUGUUGGUUAUGAACAAUUUGACAGAGUUUGAAAAAGGUGUACAAUGGACUAUCGAUAAUAUCAGUUUUGCAAAGGAUAUCAAUGUUUCGGUGUUUGAGACGAACAUUCGUGUGUUGGGUGGAUUGCUGUCCGCUCAUAUGUGGGCAGAGAAACUGCUGCCGGCUUACAAAGGCGGACUGUUGCCGCUGGCAGCGGAUCUAGGCGAUCGUUUGUUGCUGGCGUUCGAUUCACCCACCGGCAUUCCAUACGGUGCCAUCAACUUGGAGCGUGGUGUUCUCAAGGGAGAGACAACCGUUACUUGUACGGCGGGUGGCGGUACUUUUGCGCUGGAAUUCGGUAUACUCAGUCGACUCACCAACAAUCCAAAGUAUGCGGUCGCUGCGAAACGCGCGGCAAAAGCACUCUGGAAAUACCGGUCAGAGUUGGAUCUGCUCGGGAAUCACAUCGAUAUUGCAACGGGCGAGUGGACAAUCAAGGAGUCGGGCAUCGGUACUGGUAUCGAUUCGUUCUUUGAGUACAUGUUGAAAGCUGCCAUCUAUUUCGACGACGAGGAGUACAUGCAGAUGUUUUUGGAUUCGUACAAAGCGAUUUUGAAAUACAUUCGAAAGGAUCCCUGGUACAUAGAGGUUCACAUGAGCAAAGCGAUCAUCAUUUGGCCAAUCUACAAUUCGUUGCAGUCGUUUUGGCCGGGUCUACAGACGAUGGUUGGCGAGUUGGAAGAAGGAUUCUCCACCAUCAAAGCAUUCCACUCGGUUUGGCGAAGAUUUGGAUUCAUUCCCGAAGGUUACAAUCUAAUGUCUGGAAAUGUACAGCCAGGUCAGCGUUCGUACCCACUGCGUCCAGAACUAGCGGAAUCGCUCUACUACAUGUAUCAAACAACCAAAGAUCCCGUCUACAUAAAAAUGGCAAGAGAUUUAGUUUGGUCACUUUCCAACUUGACAAGAUGUGUAAGUUUUCAUUAA
Molecule: messenger RNA, 1239 nt
Organism: Heterostelium album PN500
Lineage: Eukaryota; Evosea; Eumycetozoa; Acytosteliales; Acytosteliaceae
Product: glycoside hydrolase family 47 protein
Exons: 2
Coding region: 1-1239 (412 amino acids)
Biological process (GO): carbohydrate metabolic process; mannose trimming involved in glycoprotein ERAD pathway; endoplasmic reticulum mannose trimming
Cellular component (GO): endoplasmic reticulum; membrane
Molecular function (GO): calcium ion binding; mannosyl-oligosaccharide 1,2-alpha-mannosidase activity
Source: RefSeq, a predicted model, not a curated record